AUGCUGAUGGCAACCAUGGACGUUAGCUGAAACAAUCCAACUUAUUUUGCAGCAGCUUCGAUUAUUUAGAAGUUGACUGGCCAGAAGUUAAAUGCACCGAAAGGUGUUUGAAAGUACCGUUGGCUUCAGCACUCUCCUGAAGUGGUGUACUCUAUUAUUUAUCACAUUGAUAAACUGUAAGUGCUGUCAUCAUGCCUAUCCAGCCACCACAGUGGACAGAGUUCCUCUCCUGUCCCGUUUGCUACAAGAAGUUUAAUGACUCCGUGGAGCUACCAAUAAGCCUUGGCUGCGGGCACACCGUCUGCAAAGUCUGUCUCUCAAAGCUACAUCAGAAGAAAUGUCCAUUUGACCAGACCCUAAUUUCUCGCUCCAUUGAAGAGCUCCCGGUGAAUUUGGCACUCCUCCAAUUAGCGGGCGCCACAAUUCCUGAACAGGACAUCAUCAGUAUCAGCAGCAUAUCAGAAAACUUCAAGUAUUAUGACUCUGCGAGAAGAUGUGUAGGGGAUCUGGCUGCACAUCUCAAGUGUUUGGCUACAGGAAUAGGCCAGCUAAACAGCUUACUGAGUCGCCCAAUGCAGCGUAAGCUCGUGACCUUGAUCAAUUGUCAGCUUGUAGAGGAGGAAGGUCGCUCGCGCGCCAUGAGAUCUGCACGGUCGUUGGGAGAGCGCUCUGUUACUGAGCUUAUCCUUCAGCACCAGAACCCUACUCAGCUCUCCACCAACCUCUGGGCGGCCAUUAGAGCAAGAGGAUGUCAGUUCCUAGGGCCAGCUAUGCAGGAGGAAGUCCUCAAAUUGAUCCUCCUAGCCUUGGAGGAUGGCUCUCCUUUAUCCAGGAAAGUCCUCGUUCUCUUUGUGGUUCAGCGGUUGGAGAGCCAGUACCCACAAGCCUCGAAAACUGCCAUUGGUCAUGUGGUUCAGCUCCUCUACAGGGCAUCCUGCUUCAAGGUAACCAAGCGAGAGGAAGAAUCUUCAUUAAUGCAGCUGAAAGAAGACUGGACAUACGAGUUGCUCCGACGUGAGCACGACUCACAGGUGGUGCAGAUUGCUACGGAGGCGGGGUUACGCAUCGCGCCAGAGCAAUGGUCGUCUCUGUUGUAUGGAGACGCCGCCCAUAAAUCUCAUAUGCAGUCCAUCAUUGACAAGUUGCAGACACCUCAGUCAUUUGCACAAAGUGUUAAUGAGCUGGUCAUCGCCCUACAGAGGACCGGUGACCUGGGUAACUUAGCACGUCUCUGUCCCCACCUCGAGCUCCUGGCCAACGUAGACCCUUCCCCAGAUGCACCACCUCCCACCUGGGAAAACCUGGAGGCAGUGCUCAAGGCAGUGCGGACAAGUUGUGCAGGGCUUGUGGACUUCCUCCACUUCCACAGUCAGAAGAAGCCAGAACUACCAGCACUCCACAGCACUAAGUACAAGACCAGUCUGUGCCGGGACUUCGCCCAGAAGAGCUCCUGCCCCAGGGGAGCUAACUGUACUUUUGCCCACUCACAGGAGGAGCUGGAAAGAGCAAGAGGUCGUAACAAAAAGAGUGGUGUUAAGCCAGGGCUGUUAAUCCCUCCGGCCCUGCCAAGCCAGAUGUCAGUCCAAGAUGGGGGAGAGCUCAGAGAGGCCACCAGGAGUCCUAACAUCAUGAGGUCCGUCAGGGGCUUUGGGGCGACAAGAAGCGAGAGUCAGGAUCUCACCGUAGACGGGGAGAUUGACAGCGGCCCUGCCGAACCCAUGCUGACCCACAGUGUAGCAUCAACGGCCUCUCCCCUGCCCCCCAUGAUCGCCCCGCCCUCCGUGAUGAGCUCGCGGGUGGGGCUGCCCAUGUACACAGGGGGGAUGCCGUAUCGUAACCCCACAGGGCCCCCGAGGGAUGAGUACGUCCCGGCUAACCUACAAACGCAGACUGUACCCAGUGUGUCACGCUACAACCACCAUCCAUACAUGGCAGAAGGGGUCUACUACCCACAGCAUGGUGUUUCAACGUUUCCUGCCAGCUUUACCACUGACGUACCUGGUCAGUACCCCGGAGGGGUCGGCUACCAUACACCCCCAUCCAGUCACAACCUUCACAAUGCUACUCAUUACAUGGGGUGUCUACGAGUCUCGCUACCCCAGUGGAGAAAACUGGGGUAUAAUGUAUUGAGGACAACUCCUGUUAAGGGCAUAGGAAACACCAAGACCCUGUUGUUCAAAAGUGCAUUAGCUGCUACACCUGAUAAUUUGAGGGGGUCCUCCGUGGCCGAGGCGAGUGACACGCCGGCACGGCACAAUGACCCAGGAGCCUCUGUGGCCGAGGGGCCUGGCCGUGAGAGUUUAGACGAUCUCCAUCAUCGCAGGAAAAAGAUCCUGGUCCACCUUAAUCGUGCUCCUACUCCUCUCCCCCCUACCCCCUCAGAGCCUCCCUGUGGGGUGGGGCCACCGCCAACACCCUCAACUGCCCCCCAGGGCAUCAAUCCCCCUGGAUUAUACAGACUCAAAUCUGUGCCGAUGUCAGAUUCAGGGAUUACGCUACCCUCCCUUGAGAGACGUCCACCGUCAUCCCAUGAACUGGCAAAGUCUGUCACCGACACGUACAACGCAUCCAGGUCCCUGUCAACACUUAGUCUGAGUUCUCAAGGAAGUUGUCCUAGGGAGGGCAUGGUCUAUACUCCAUGGUCGACAGGAGAGUCCUACACGCCCACCUCUGACAUUCUGGUUGACACUUCCACCAGAGGGUCCGCUGCGUACACUGAGAAGUACCCUGAAAUGGAAACAGAAGAAGAGUUUAACCUGUACAAGGAACUGUCCGAUCAGAUGAGAGAUGUCAAUGUGGAGAGUCCCAGCCCUGUGAUGUCCACAGCCUUGUCCAGUAGUCCCUCAGCCACAUCCACAGAGAGGAGUAUUCAUGGGUGUGCCAAGUCCUCAGCGUCUUCUUUGGACGACGCUUACUUCAUCCCGUUUGACCCACCAAUCGUGUCCAAAUAUGGUCCUAUAUCGAGAACAUCCAAAGCCAAACUGAAGAGUUCUGACCCUGUUUUAGUUACAGCAAAAAGUGAUUCGUACAUGGUUACUGCGGUGACAGCUGUCACCCCCACCACACGCCCAUACCCGGUCUCCGUGCAGACACCAUCCAGGUUUGCUGUAGAGAGUGUGCCCAGUCAGCUGUGUCCUAACGCAGAGCCGUUCACCAGCAGGGUGGCCAUGCCCCAAAUGCCACGACCCCAGGGGGAAACCAACAAUAAGUCUCAGCCUUACACCCUCUGGGAAAGUCGAGACAUGAUGUACCCUCCUCCCUCAGUGGGCAACCCCACGGUACAGGACAGGCUGAAGCAUGAAUUGGCCAUGGUGGAGCACCAGAUACACAUCAGAGAAAACUCAACCAGGAAACUGAGCGACAAGGAGAGGCUACAGUGUGAGCUACAGGCCAUAGAGAAACACAUAUCACUGCAAACGGGUAAACCUCCCAAUGCUUCUCUGGAAACAUCCACAAACCACACAAGAAGGCCUGCCUCUAGUAGUACAAGGGUUUGGCCAGCAAACAAGAAAAUAUUCACUAAAUCUGGGCCCGUCCUUGACCCGGAUAUUGACCUCAAUGCAGCCUUGACCCCUGAAGAGGAGCAGGAGCUCAACGACUUACAUCUGCUUGUGCAAACCAGUAAGAAGGACAAUGGCUGUGCAGAAAACCAGACUGGUACAUUUACCAGCAAAGAGACGCAAGAGCACUGAUGACACUGGAGUACAUAGAAACAAAACCUUUGUUGAAGAGUUGAUGUAUUAAAACAUGGGAAAAUGUGAAGUGUACAUUGAAACAAUGGGAGUUAAUAUGUCAGUUGUUAAAUGAUUUAUGCUUGACACAAGUAUAACCUAUGAUAUUAAUAUUUUUUGGCUUUUAAUUUGUGUCAGUGGAAUUUACAAAUUUUGCUGUGUGGCACAUAAUCUGUGUGUAUGCCGUCAAAUAGUGCUUUUUGUGUCAUUCAUAUGAGUGUUUGGCAUUUCUUAUGCAACUCUCAGCCGUACUUUAACACUGGUCGUGUUCGUCAAAUAAGUGUGACAGAAAUGACCAGUGUUGUUAGUUUUUUUUUUAUCCCCAGUGACAUGUACACAACUAUAUUGUGUGACUCUUAUUACCAGCAUGUAUCAUGCAACCAAAUUAGAUUGUAUUUGUAGUCAUUAGGUUUUACUUACAGGCUAGAAAAGCAUAAUUAAGCUUUAUCUGUCACAUACUGUAAAUGACCUUACAACAAAUCUUGUUAUGCUAUAUACCACAUUUGUUGUUAAUUACCACUUACGGAUGUACCAUUGCCGGGGUAUUCAUACCACAUAUGUUGCCUCAGUACCAUUUAUAUU
Liolophura sinensis is the source of this 4313-nucleotide messenger RNA. Its product is annotated as roquin-1-like. Lineage: Eukaryota; Metazoa; Mollusca; Polyplacophora; Chitonida; Chitonidae. The record is from RefSeq and is a predicted model, not a curated record. Gene Ontology annotation, cellular component: cytoplasmic stress granule. Gene Ontology annotation, molecular function: mRNA binding; ubiquitin protein ligase activity; metal ion binding. Gene Ontology annotation, biological process: protein polyubiquitination; ubiquitin-dependent protein catabolic process; nuclear-transcribed mRNA catabolic process, deadenylation-dependent decay.